CCCGGCCUCGGCGCGGGGAUGGACGGCCCCGGGGCCAGCGCCGUGGUCGUGCGCGUCGGCAUCCCGGACCUGCAGCAGACGAAGUGCCUGCGCCUGGACCCGGCCGCGCCCGUGUGGGCCGCCAAGCAGCGCGUGCUCUGCGCCCUCAACCACAGUCUCCAGGACGCGCUCAACUACGGGCUCUUCCAGCCGCCCUCCAGGGGCCGCGCCGGCAAGUUCCUGGAUGAGGAGCGGCUCUUGCAGGAGUACCCGCCCAACCUGGACACGCCCCUGCCCUACCUGGAGUUUCGAUACAAGCGUCGAGUUUAUGCCCAGAACCUCAUUGAUGAUAAGCAGUUUGCAAAGCUUCACACCAAGGCGAAUCUGAAGAAGUUCAUGGACUAUGUCCAACUGCACAGCACGGACAAGGUGGCCCGCCUGCUGGACAAGGGGCUGGACCCCAAUUUCCAUGACCCUGACUCUGGAGAGUGCCCCCUGAGCCUCGCAGCCCAGCUGGACAAUGCCACGGACCUGCUGAAGGUGCUGAGGAACGGUGGUGCCCACCUGGACUUCCGUACUCGAGAUGGGCUAACCGCCGUGCACUGUGCCACGCGCCAGCGGAACGCGGCAGCGUUGACGACCCUGCUGGACCUGGGGGCGUCGCCCGACUACAAGGACAGCCGCGGCCUGACACCCCUGUACCACAGCGCCCUGGGGGGUGGGGAUGCCCUCUGCUGUGAGCUGCUUCUCCACGACCAUGCUCAGCUGGGGACCACCGAUGAGAACGGCUGGCAGGAGAUCCACCAGGCCUGCCGCUUUGGGCACGUGCAGCACCUGGAGCACCUGCUAUUCUAUGGGGCCAACAUGGGCGCCCAGAACGCCUCGGGGAACACAGCCCUGCACAUCUGUGCCCUCUACAACCAGGAAAGCUGUGCUCGUGUCCUGCUUUUCCGUGGAGCCAACAAAGAUGUCCGCAAUUACAACAGCCAGACGGCUUUCCAGGUAGCCAUCAUUGCGGGGAACUUUGAGCUUGCCGAAGUCAUCAAGACCCACAAGGACUCGGAUGUCGUACCCUUCAGGGAAACCCCCAGCUAUGCAAAGCGGCGGCGUCUGGCUGGCCCCAGUGGCUUGGCGUCCCCUCGGCCUCUGCAGCGCUCUGCCAGCGACAUCAACCUGAAGGGGGAGGUGCAGCCGGCAGCUUCUCCGGGACCCUCGCUGAGAAGCCUCCCUCACCAAUUGCUGCUUCAGCGGCUGCAGGAGGAGAAAGAUCGUGACCGGGAUGGUGACCAGGAGAGUGACAUCGUUGGUGGCCCCUUGUCAGGCAGGGGCAGCCAGAGCAAGAUCAGGUCGGGGCAGUGGUUUGGCGAUGGUGGCCAGCACGGAGUGGGCACGGGCGGCAGAGUGCUCAGCGUUGGGGAGGGCGGUUUCUGGGAGGGAACCGUGAAAGGCCGCACAGGCUGGUUCCCGGCAGACUGCGUGGAGGAGGUUCAGAUGAGACAGUAUGACACCCGGCAUGAGACCCGGGAGGACCGGACGAAGCGGCUGUUUCGCCACUACACAGUGGGCUCCUAUGACAGCCUCACGUCACACAGCGAUUAUGUCAUUGACGACAAAGUGGCUGUCCUGCAGAAACGGGACCAUGAGGGCUUUGGCUUUGUGCUCCGCGGAGCCAAAGCGGAGACCCCCAUCGAGGAGUUCACUCCCACGCCGGCCUUCCCCGCGCUGCAGUAUCUGGAGUCCGUGGACGUGGAAGGUGUGGCCUGGAGGGCUGGGCUGCGCACGGGAGACUUCCUCAUCGAGGUGAACGGAGUAAACGUGGUAAAGGUCGGACACAAGCAGGUGGUGGCUCUGAUUCGCCAGGGUGGCAACCGCCUUGUCAUGAAGGUUGUGUCCGUGACAAGGAAGCCGGAAGAGGAUGGGGCUCGGCGCAGAGCCCCGCCGCCCCCCAAGAGGGCUCCCAGCACCACACUGACACUGCGCUCCAAGUCCAUGACGGCUGAGCUUGAGGAACUCGAGAAGCUGGAUGAGAUCCUGGCAGCUGCUGCGGAGCCAACGCUGAGGCCGGACAUCGCGGACGCCGACUCCAGAGCUGCCACUGUCAAGCAGCGGCCCACCAGUCGGAGGAUCACCCCUGCCGAGAUAAGCUCAUUGUUUGAGCGCCAGGGGCUCGCAGGCCCAGAGAAGCUGCCGGGCUCCUUGCGGAAGGGGAUUCCACGGACCAAGUCUGUAGGGGAGGACGAGAAGCUGGCGUCCCUGCUGGAAGGGCGCUUUCCGCGGAGCAGUUCGAUGCAGGACACGGUGCGCGAGGGCCGUGGCAUCCCGCCCCCGCCGCAGACCGCGCCGCCACCCCCGCCUGCGCCCUACUACUUCGACUCGGGGCCGCCCCCGGCCUUCUCGCCGCCGCCCCCGCCUGGCCGUGCCUACGACACGGUGCGCUCCAGCUUCAAGCCCGGCCUGGAGGCGCGCCUGGGCGCGGGGGCCGCCGGCCUGUAUGAGCCAGGCGCACCCCUUGGCCCACUGCCCUAUCCCGAGCGGCAGAAGCGCGCGCGCUCCAUGAUCAUCCUGCAGGACUCGGCGCCCGAGACGGGCGACGUCCCCCGGCCCCCGCCCGCAGCCACCCCGCCAGAACGACCUAAGCGACGGCCGCGGCCGCCAGGCCCUGACAGCCCCUACGCCAACCUGGGCGCCUUUAGUGCCAGCCUCUUCGCACCAUCCAAACCGCAGCGCCGCAAGAGCCCACUGGUGAAGCAGCUGCAGGUGGAGGACGCGCAGGAGCGCGCGGCCCUGGCUGUGGGUAGUCCUGGCCCGGUCGGCGGCAGCUUCGCCCGUGAGCCCUCCCCGACGCACCGGGGCCCCCGCCCGGGCGGCCUCGACUACGGCGCAGGGGACGGCCCCGGGCUUGCCUUCGGUGGCCCAGGCCCGGCCAAGGACCGGCGGCUGGAGGAGCGGCGCCGCUCCACUGUGUUCCUGUCGGUGGGCGCCAUCGAGGGCAGCCCCCCCAGCGCGGAGCUGCCGUCGCUACAGCCCUCCCGCUCCAUCGACGAGCGCCUCCUGGGCACUGGCCCCACUGCUGGACGAGAUCUGCUGCUACCCUCCCCUGUCUCUGCUCUGAAGCCAUUGGUCAGCGGCCCCAGCCUCGGGCCCUCGGGCUCCACCUUCAUCCACCCACUCACCGGCAAACCCCUGGACCCCAGCUCACCCCUGGCCCUUGCCCUCGCUGCCCGGGAGCGAGCUCUGGCCUCCCAGACGCCCUCCCGGUCCCCCACACCUGUGCACAGUCCUGAUGCUGACCGCCCCGGACCCCUGUUUGUGGAUGUACAGGCCCGGGACUCAGAGCGAGGGACCCUGGCCUCCCCAGCCUUUUCCCCCCGGAGCCCGGCCUGGAUUCCUGUGCCUGCUCGCAGGGAGGCAGAGAAGGCUCCCCGGGAGGAGCGGAAGUCACCUGAGGACAAGAAGUCCAUGAUCCUCAGCGUCUUGGACACGUCCCUGCAGCGACCAGCUGGCCUCAUUGUUGUGCAUGCCACCAGCAAUGGGCAGGAGCCCAGCAGGCUGGGGGCUGAAGAGGAGCGCCCGGGCACCCCGGAGCUGGCCCCAGCCCCCAUGCAGUCAGCGGCCGUGGCAGAGCCCCUGCCCAGCCCCCGGGCCCAGCCCCCUGGCAGCACCCCAGCAGACUCCGGGCCAGGCCAGGGCAGCUCAGAGGAAGAGCCAGAGCUGGUGUUCGCUGUGAAUCUGCCGCCCGCCCAGCUGUCCUCCAGUGAUGAGGAGACCAGGGAAGAGCUGGCCCGCAUUGGGCUGGUGCCGCCCCCUGAAGAGUUUGCCAACGGGAUCCUGCUGGCCACUCCACUCACCGGCCCGGGCCCCUCACCCACCACGGUGCCCAGCCCGGCCUCAGGGAAGCCCAGCAGUGAGCCACCCCCUGCCCCAGAGUCUGCAGCCGACUCUGGGGUAGAGGAAGCUGACACACGCAGCUCCAGUGACCCCCACCUGGAGACCACAAGCACCAUCUCCACGGUGUCCAGCAUGUCCACCCUGAGCUCCGAGAGCGGGGAACUCACCGACACCCACACCUCCUUCGCCGACGGACACACUUUUCUACUCGAGAAGCCACCAGUGCCUCCCAAGCCCAAGCUCAAGUCCCCGCUGGGGAAGGGGCCGGUGACCUUCAGGGACCCGCUGCUGAAGCAGUCCUCGGACAGCGAGCUCAUGGCCCAGCAGCACCAUGCCGCCUCUGCCGGGCUGGCCUCUGCCGCUGGGCCUGCCCGCCCUCGCUACCUCUUCCAGAGAAGGUCCAAGCUGUGGGGGGACCCCGUGGAGAGCCGGGGGCUCCCUGGGCCUGAAGACGACAAACCGACUGUGAUCAGUGAGCUCAGCUCCCGCCUGCAGCAGCUGAACAAAGACACGCGCUCCCUGGGGGAGGAACCGGUUGGUGGCCUGGGUGGCCUGCUGGACCCUGCCAAGAAGUCGCCCAUCGCAGCAGCUCGGCUCUUCAGCAGCCUCAGUGAGCUGAGCACCACCUCAGCGCAGCGCAGCCCCGGGGGCCCGGGCAGCGGGGCCGCCUACUCGGUGAGGCCUAGCGGCCGCUACCCCUUAGCGCGACGCGCCCCGAGCCCGGUGAAGCCCGCGUCGCUGGAGCGGGUGGAGGGGCUGGGGGCGGGCGCGGGGGGCGCGGGGCGGCCCUUCGGCCUCACGCCCCCCACCAUCCUCAAGUCGUCCAGCCUCUCCAUCCCGCACGAGCCCAAGGAGGUGCGCUUCGUGGUGCGCAGCGUGAGCGCGCGCAGCCGCUCCCCCUCGCCGUCACCGCUGCCCUCGCCUGCGUCCGGCCCUGGCCCCGGCGCCCCCGGCCCGCGCCGGCCCUUCCAGCAGAAGCCGCUGCAGCUCUGGAGCAAGUUCGACGUUGGCGACUGGCUGGAGAGCAUCCACCUGGGCGAGCACCGCGACCGCUUCGAGGACCACGAGAUAGAAGGCGCGCACCUACCCGCGCUCACCAAGGACGACUUCGUGGAGCUGGGCGUCACGCGCGUGGGCCACCGCAUGAACAUCGAGCGCGCGCUCAGGCAGCUGGAAGGCAGCUGACGCCCCACCCCCGCUCCCGCCCCGGCCGCGCCCUGCCGGCAGGGCCCCCAUCCCCACCCCGGGCCGCGGGCUCGGCCCGCCCCCUACGACGGCGCCCGGGCCAGGAAUGUUGCAUGAAUCGUCCUGUUUGCCGUUGCUCGGAGACUUGCCCUGUACAUUGCUUAGUGCCCUCCCCGGCUGCCCGGCCCCACCCAGCACACAGUCAGGAAGGGCGUGGACCAGGGAGGUUGGGGCGGGAGGGGGCGGGGGUGCUCUAGCGGACCACCUCCGUCGCGGCUCCCGGUGGCCAUUCUCCUGGAGGGGAACCUAGUCCAGCAUGCGAGGUCAGGACACGCCUUGGUGACUCGGGGGGAGGGGGGAGACACUGGGGUUCUCGACGGGGGCCAAGGAGCCCCCUGUUUUGCAUAUUUUAAUCCACUCUAUAUUUGGAACGAGAAAAGGAACAAAUAUCUCUGUCCGUUAUAGUUUCCGCUCCCCUCCCCGUCACCCCCCCACUGGUCCUGCUGCAGCUGCCCAGUCUUCCAUCUCUGGCCCCUCACUGCCACCCCACACGGGGCAGGGGACGCUCCAGCUGGUCUGGGGUUGGCCAGGGUCCUAGUGGCCCGCCCUGGGGCCCCAGCUCGGCCCCCUCCCCUCGCUGAGCUGUAGUGUGCCCCACCGACCUUUCAGGUGCUGCUCGUGGGCGGAGGGGCGGCAGGCAGGGGGUCCUGCUGGGCGCCAGCAGGAUCAGGUGCCUGGGAGACCGUCACCCCGGGGCCGGGGCAGGGCCCUGACGCUCCGCUGCAGCCAUCUUCCUCACAGGGUCUCUCGCCUAGGAGGGGUCCGGUCUGGUCCCCACGCUCUUGGGCAACUACAGCAGAGAAGCCUCCCUGCCUUGGACCCCAAAGCCGCCUGUUCCUGCGCUGUGUGUGUGGGCGACUCUGGGUGCGACUGAGCACACGGAACCGUGUGUGCCUGACGGUGGAGCGGCCCCAGGGCCGCUCUGGACUGAUGUGGGGCUGUGGAGGCUCAGGGUGGUGCACGGGUGUGUGCCUGCGGCAGCACCCUGUCGUCUCUUCCAAAGAAAGUCAGAGGCCACCCUGCACUUGGGCCCUGCUGUUUGCCUGCCCUCCAGAGCCUCCCCCAGCCUGAGCGGGGUCCCAGGUGAAUCCCUGCUGCUUCGGGAGGGAAGCAGUGCCCCCCUUGGGCUUCUGAGGGGGCCACAGGGAGACCCCUAGAGUCAGGCCACUGCAGGCCCUGGGGAGAGUCAAAGACCCCGAGGGUGCCCAGCCCCCCUUACUGUGACUCCUCACACUCAGCAAUGACCUGUGGGGUGGGGGGCCCUGGGACGUUUUUAAACCUAGGGUUUGGAGUCUGGACUAAGCUCCAUCCACGUCACUCACAAGUUUCUGUUUAUAUUUCUAGCUUUUUUUAAUAAAAAAAAAAAAAAAGACAGAAAACAGAAGUUUUCACAGCCCAGGGGCCUGGCACGCCGGUCUGUGCCCACCGCCCUGCCCCGGCCCACCGGCCCCACUCCCUGGGCGCAGACACACCCACGACCCUUCCACCAACAGUCCAGGUCACGCAGCAGCAGUCACUGUAACAGACUGCCACAUACACACUCGGUCUCACACUCACCUGUGGGUUUUCGGUUCCGUUCAAUUUGGGUUUUUAACUUUACAGGGUCAGUUCUGCUUCACCCCUCCUUUUGUACGGAGUUCCAUCAGGGGAUUUCACCCCCUGCUCCAGUCCUGAGGCCUCCUGACCCUGACGUUGUGAUACACCCCACAGAGAUCUAUGUUUCUUAUAUUAUUAUUAUUGAUAAUAAUUAUUAUAAUAUUAUUAUGUAAUAAAUUUAUAAGAAAUGAAA
This is a messenger RNA of Propithecus coquereli (Coquerel's sifaka), 6901 nucleotides long. It is a transcript of the gene SHANK3, whose product is annotated as SH3 and multiple ankyrin repeat domains 3. Gene Ontology annotation, molecular function: synaptic receptor adaptor activity; ionotropic glutamate receptor binding. Gene Ontology annotation, cellular component: dendritic spine; postsynaptic membrane; postsynaptic density. Bases 19 to 5052 code for a protein of 1677 amino acids. NCBI's taxonomy places the organism in Eukaryota, Metazoa, Chordata, Mammalia, Primates, Indriidae. The record is from RefSeq and is a predicted model, not a curated record. The transcript has 21 exons.